Messenger RNA from Drosophila innubila, 2984 nucleotides. It is a transcript of the gene Liprin-beta, whose product is annotated as liprin-beta-2. The transcript has 3 exons. The record is from RefSeq and is a predicted model, not a curated record. The coding region runs from base 228 to 2396 and encodes 722 amino acids. Lineage: Eukaryota; Metazoa; Arthropoda; Insecta; Diptera; Drosophilidae. Gene Ontology annotation, biological process: neuromuscular junction development. Gene Ontology annotation, molecular function: protein binding. Gene Ontology annotation, cellular component: presynaptic active zone.
CCAUAGCAAAUUUUUCAUUUGUUGCUCUCCCAUCUGUGUUUUCGUGCUGGUUUUUCGUGUUACAAUUAUUAAUGUAUGCACAUUGGCCUUUCCAAAGCAGAAAAUUACGUGCCUCAACUGACGGGCUUAUGUAAUAAUGAAGUGGAGCGAGCAUUGAACAGUUCUGGUUCACAUCGGUCACCGGAUACGGAUUACUGUGACAGCUUAGCAUAUCAAUUGUAUGUAUUAUGACGACCACGGCCAGUGAGGCGAGCAAAAUGCUUGAGGCAGCAUUGCAGCAGAUGGAUGGUAUUAUAUCGAGCACGGCAACUGCCAGUGCUGGUCAGAUGCAGAUGCAGACCCAGAUGCAGUCCCAGGCACCAGCAGGAGUCGCAACCACAGCUUCUCUGACGAGCUUCUGUGAGCGCAACUUGAUUUCUGCAACCAAUGUGCUGUCAACCGCCAAGACAUUGGCUUUGGCUUUGCAACAGGUUGGUUUGGCGGCGCCAGCUCCAGACCCGGUAACCGCUGCCAUAAUAAGUGAUUGGCUGGAAACGCACAUACCACGACAGGAUUCGGAUGAGCGCAUGCGCCGCCUGCAGCGCGACAAGGAAGGAUUGGCUCUCCAAUACCAAAUGCUGGCGGAACGUGUGUCUGAACAGGCGGACAGAAUUAUUGAGCUUGAGGGUCUGCUUACAGACAAAUCACAGCAGUUGUGCAGCAAGGAGGAACAGUUGCAGCGCCAAAUGAUUUCGAAGUCUGCGUUGGAAACACAGAAACUGGAACUGAUGAGUGCCUUAAGUGAACUAAAGCUGCAUCGCACGGCGCUGGAGUGUGAAAAUGAGGUCAACCUACAGAGGGGAGAGGGGAGCAUGCCCUACGGCAGUAUGGGCAAUAUCCACCAAAAGGGUUUCGCCCCUGAUGGCACACAAGCUCCCAAGACUCCCCCCUCGGCCUUGCGUCACCAAAUCAAGCCGCAGUUUCACAGUUUGCCUCGCUCACAUGGCGGUGCCACUAAACAAGUUCAGCGCCUACAGACCAACAACAACAACAACCACAACAAUAAUAGUCGCGGUCUAGAUGUGAAUGCAAACAGCAGCGGGAAACAACGAAAUGUGGCAUUCGCCUCCAACGAACAAAUAUUGAUAGACGACAGUGUGCUCAUCGAUGGUGCUGUCCCCACCGAGGACGCCAUGUCAAUGUACUCGAGUUUUAGAUCCCAAUCCCAGUCCACACCCUCACCAAAGCUGCGAGAGCGUUCUGCGCGUGGCUUGCGUAACAUCUUGGGCAAGCUGCGACGCAGCAACAGCAGCAAUUGCGAACUGACUGCUCUGGAGCAGGCGGAACCAGAGGAGUUUCGUCGCGGGGGAUCGCGUGCAACUGCAGGCGGCCGCAUCGAAUGGAGCGCACAGACUCCAAUGUUCAGUGAUGCCGCCAAGCAUUACAGCAGCUGGAACGCGCAGGAAGUGUGCAACUGGUUGACGCACAUGGGUCUGGGUUGCUAUCAGGACAACUGCAAAAAGUGGCUGAAAAGCGAUCCAACCGUGUGCUUCUUUACUGCUUCGCCCGUGGACAUUGAACGCGAACUUCAUCUCAAAUUGGCGCUACAUCGAAAGAAAAUCUUAUUGGCAAUUGACGAUAUGACGGGCAAGGAGUUUGACGAGCUCACACUAAAGGCGGCAAACUUGGAUGUAGCCUGGGUUCUACGUUGGCUGGAUGAUAUUGGUCUGCCCCAGUACAAGGAUUACUUUCUACAGGCCAAAGUCGAUGGACGCAUGUUGCAUCGCUUGACCCUUGAAGAUCUUUCCCAACUGCAUGUCAGCUCCUGUUUGCAUAUUGCAUCACUGCGCUGUGGCAUUCUGUGCAUGCGUCGCUUGUCCUGGGACGCUGAAGGCCUGAUUCGUCGCUCAACCAAACUGGCCGAGGGCAUUGAUAAAGCCACUAGUACCGAUAAGGACAGCGUUGACCUGUGGACGGCACACCGUGUUAUGGAAUGGCUGAAAACCAUAGACUUGUCGGAGUAUGCGCCCAAUUUACGUGGUGCUGGCGUCCAUGGUGCACUAAUGCUUUACGAGCCGCGUUUCAACGCCGAUUUACUGGCGGAUCUGCUUUCUAUACCGCCAAGUAAGUCACUCCUUCGUCGUCACUUGGCAAUGCAUUUCAAGGAACUUGUUGGACGGACCAUUAUACAUUGCAAACGCGAUGCGGAAUCGGCUCCUGGCUAUCUGCCGCUUACGAUCACUGCUAAACUGAAGCCACCGAAGCGCUCUCAGUUCACUUUGAAACGUCGCAAGAGCACCAAGGGACAGAGCGAGGUUGAUUGGACUGAUUUAGUUUGUCCAAUGAAUGCCGUUGUGCCAGUCUCGAUCGCACCGGAUCCGGGCAGAGACCAAGAUGGUUCGAUCAGCUCCAAUUAAUCGGUGCCUGAGAUAAAUCAAUAUUUGCGGAAACGAAGCGCGCAAUUUAAAUAUCGUUAAUCUAGUUUUAAGCAUAAGCCAGAAAACUGACCCUGAAACGGAUGAACUGCCCGAUCAAGCAAGAACCAAACAUACAUACAAUUACAUAUACAUAUACAUACUUACAUAUUUACAUACUCGUACAUACUGACGAACAGACAAUAAACUGUAUUAACAAGAAUUUAUCUUCUUCACGUAAUGUGAGCCAAUUUAAAAGCAAUUUUCACGUUAGGACAAAACAAUCAAUUACGUAUUUAACCAUUCAGGUUUCUAAAUGCCCAACUAUACAUACCUUUUUGAAAUUUGGACAUUUAUAUUCUUAUACAAUAACUAACAUAAGACGACUGGAGCCUUAACGUCUUCCAAAACUAAUCUUAAUGACGAGAACUGAAGUAUUUGAAUCAGCAUAUUACCGACCUGGAAAUCAUGCCAAAGUCUGGCAUAACGCACAAUUUUGGAGUUUAUUUUUUUUACUAACAAUUAACUGUAUGUAUUUGACCCAUAUUUCUAAGGUACAAGUAAAUAAGGCCUUAUACAUUUUUUACGGAA